AUGAAGUCUGUCAAGUUAACGCAGUAUCUGUACACAGCGUCUCUGUUCUUUCUCAUAUUUCUAACAGCUGUUUGCGUUGCCAUCUCUGCUGCUGAUGUUGUUAUUCAAGCUCUCACAGACAAGACAAAUACUGGCCAGUUUGAUUAUCGAAAUCUGAUUGUCGUUGGAGGCAGUUACCUGCUCUUGGCAUUGGCUUCAUUGCUAUUCUCAUGUAGUAGAAUGCUGACAGUAAGAGGAUCCCUUCAAGAUAUCCCAAAGCUGUAUAUUCCCAUCAAAAAGGAAGACUUGCCCACUAAAGUAUUUCACAAGAUUCGCCACGAAUUCGAGCAAGCCAAGCAGACUCGUAAACUCGCUGGGCCAAGAUCAGAAGAUAUUCAAGCUGUGGGUUGGGCCAAGCCAGGUACUCCUUUAUUUGAAGGUUUAGACUUCAAACAAGCCAUUGCUAGAACACCUGCGAUUGUUGAAAAGAUUGCAUUGAGCAUCAACCCCGACUAUUUCAGGCCUCUCUAUGUUCCAGUUCGACAAUACAUUGAGUUUUUGAUACAACAAGGACUGAUCGACAAACAAUUGGGAUCAUUCUAUCUGAGAGGAUACGAGAUUGCAAGAUUCAGUCAGGAGCCGUUGAGUCAGGAUCAGUACAUGGAAGUGAUGAAGCAUCUUGCCGCCAUUUUACAAAACAUGGGCUACAAUAUCAAGAACAACAGUAAUGUAGCAGCAAGAAAAUCAAGUCAUCAGACCAGCAACACCAACGACUCUGUGUCUUCGGAUCAUAAGGCCGCUCGGAAAUCAAGCUAUCGACGCCGAUUAUCAAGCCAUAAAUCAAUAGAUUCCAUCUCUGUUACCCAGUCCAUGCACACGUGGAAUUCACGUUCCACACACACCACGAAUAGUAAGAAACAUGCCAUGAUUCACAACAACAACAGCAGUAGAGAAUCUGCGGAUGAAUUGGAUGAUGAGGAUGAGGAUGAUUAUUCAGCUUAUGAUGAGGAUGAAGUGCGAAAUGACAUUUAUGAAUUGCUGAUGAAAGACAGAGCUUCACAACACCAAAUCUAA
This is a messenger RNA of Mucor velutinosus, 1053 nucleotides long. RefSeq names its product Vacuolar protein sorting-associated protein 70. The transcript has 5 exons. Bases 1 to 1053 code for a protein of 350 amino acids. The record is from RefSeq and is a predicted model, not a curated record. NCBI's taxonomy places the organism in Eukaryota, Fungi, Mucoromycota, Mucoromycetes, Mucorales, Mucoraceae.